Molecule: messenger RNA, 189 nt
Organism: Williopsis jadinii
Lineage: Eukaryota; Fungi; Ascomycota; Saccharomycetes; Phaffomycetales; Wickerhamomycetaceae
Gene: QCR9
Product: ubiquinol--cytochrome-c reductase subunit 9
Exons: 1
Biological process (GO): mitochondrial electron transport, ubiquinol to cytochrome c
Source: RefSeq, a predicted model, not a curated record
UACUCAACAAUCUACAACACCAUCUUCAAGAGAAACUCCAUCUUUGUCGGUACCAUCUUUGCCGGUGCAUUUGUCUUCCAACCAGUGUUCGACUCUGGUGUUACCAGAUGGUACGAGUACCACAACAGAGGCAAGUUGUGGAAGGACAUCAAGGGCAAGUACGUUGGUGGCGGAGAUGACGAGGAGGAG